GGGAGCAUAGCGUGGAGACCAUCGCAAGCAGCUUCGGCGUAUCCUCAAGACACAAUCAACAUGGCCAGAUCGAAGGAGCUCGUGCCCGGCGUCGGCCGCCUUUCGCGCUCGCAGGUCUUCGCCAAGCGCGGCCUCUUCAAGGGCCCCAAAAAGUCAGAAAAGCCCGCCGCGGAGCCCACGCCGGAGUACGUCGAGAAGACGGUGAACGGAGAGAAGAACGGUGGCAAGCGCCUGGUCCCCACCCAGAAGGCGCCCCGCUUCUACCCCGCUGAGGAUGUGCGCCAGCCCAAGAAGAGCCGCAAGUCCCCCAAGCCCACCGCUCUCCGCUCGACCAUCACCCCUGGCACCGUACUUAUCCUGCUUGCCGGCCGCUACCGGGGGAAGCGCGUUGUCUUCCUCAAGCAGCUUGAGAGCGGCCUGCUCCUUGUCACUGGCCCGUACAAGGUCAACGGCGUCCCCUUGCGGAGGGUGAACCAGGCGUACGUCAUUGCGACGUCCACCAAGCUUGAGCUCGGCGACUACAAGGUCGACGAGAAGAUCAACGACGCCUACUUCGCCAAGGAGAAGACCAAGGGCUCGCAAUCAGCAGAGGCUGAGUUCUUCGAGGAUGGCAAGCCGAAGGCGAAGGAGGCGUUCCCCGAGUCGAAGGCCGCCGACCAGAAGUCGGUUGACAAGGCCAUCGUCGAGGCCGUCAAGAAGACCGAGCACCUCGCGAAGUACCUCUCGUCUUCGUUCGGUCUCUCCAAGGGCCAGUACCCGCACGAGCUGAAGUUCUAGGCGGUCAGCACGCAGUCGGGUCGGUGGGGGCGCGGAUGUAGAGGAUGGGCGGUGGCCGGGGGUCGCCGCCGUUAAGCUUAUGCCAGCAUGCACCAGCUAUAUGUGUCUUUACUCGCUAUAUCGUCUCACUAUGCAACGCAUGAAGCACAGGCUGCAGCUGACGCGAUGCGGCAGUGUAUAUCAUACUCUGAAAUCUCGUAUGGGUGAUAUUCUUUGUGAAGACUGCAGACGAUUUCCUGUGAGUAACACUCCCGUU
Molecule: messenger RNA, 1033 nt
Organism: Schizophyllum commune H4-8
Lineage: Eukaryota; Fungi; Basidiomycota; Agaricomycetes; Agaricales; Schizophyllaceae
Product: 60S ribosomal protein L6
Exons: 3
Coding region: 61-777 (238 amino acids)
Biological process (GO): ribosomal large subunit assembly; cytoplasmic translation
Cellular component (GO): ribosome; cytosolic large ribosomal subunit
Molecular function (GO): structural constituent of ribosome; RNA binding
Source: RefSeq, a predicted model, not a curated record